This is a messenger RNA of Cannabis sativa, 2052 nucleotides long. Its product is annotated as aspartic proteinase-like protein 1. Lineage: Eukaryota; Viridiplantae; Streptophyta; Magnoliopsida; Rosales; Cannabaceae. The coding region runs from base 277 to 1905 and encodes 542 amino acids. Gene Ontology annotation, biological process: proteolysis. The transcript is spliced from 10 exons. The record is from RefSeq and is a predicted model, not a curated record. Gene Ontology annotation, molecular function: aspartic-type endopeptidase activity.
GACAACAGAGUGCGUAUUGCGCACCACGCUGCACUUUUCAGUGUGCGCAACGCGGCCCCCCUCGGCGUACUUUAGCCCAUUACCGUUAACCACAAACCCAAAAAAAUAAAAAGUUCACAACCAAGAAAAUCAAAAGAGCUUUUUCAACUUUCAAGCCUUAAAGCUAAAAAAAAAAAUACUCCAUAUUUUCUCUCACUCUCGUUCUCUUUUUCUCUUUCUCGCUCUUAGAUCUCGGUUUCGUUUCUCGCUUCGAUCAUUUCACUUCAGGGAGUCGCCAUGGCGACUCGAUCUCUGCUUCUUUUGGCGGUGGUCUUACCCUUCGUCGUUGCCGGAGCAGGCAAUGCUGCGGGGAUUGCACUUUCGUCGAAGCUCAUUCACCGAUUCUCGGACGAGGCCAAAGUGUUUAGGGUUUCUGGGCAUAGGUUUGCUUCUUCUUGGCCUCAGAGAAGUACCGUUGAGUAUUAUGAGAAGCUUUUGGCCAGUGAUUUCCAGAGGCAGAAGAUGAAGCUCGGUUCUCAAUUUCAGUUCCUGUUUCCUUCUGAAGGUAGUCAAACGAUGUCGUUAGGGAACUACUUCGGCUGGUUGCAUUACACAUGGAUUGAUAUAGGAACGCCGAAUGUCUCUUUUCUGGUUGCAUUGGAUGUGGGAAGUGAUCUGCUUUGGGUUCCAUGUGACUGUGUUCAGUGUGCACCAUUAUCAUCCAGUUACUAUAGUAGUUUGGAUAGAGACUUGAAUGAGUACACUCCAUCUGGUUCAAACACCAGCAAGCAUUUAUCAUGUAGUCACCAGUUAUGUGAAUUGGGUCCAAACUGCAAAAAUCCCAAGCAACCAUGCCCUUACGUAGUUAAUUACGGCACAGAGAAUACAUCAACUUCUGGGUUGCUUGUUGAGGACAUCUUACAUCUUGCGGCAUGGAAAAACGGCACAUCAAACACAAACAAUUCUGUUCAGGCACCUGUUAUUGUCGGUUGUGGCAUGAAGCAAAGUGGCAGUUACUUGGAUGGAAUUGCCCCUGAUGGUCUCAUGGGUUUAGGACUAGGAGAGAUUUCAGUUCCUAGUUUCCUUGCCAAAGCAGGAAUUGUGAGGAAUUCUUUCUCAUUGUGCUUUGAUGAAAAUGAUUCUGGCCGAAUAUUCUUUGGUGACCUGGGACCUAUCAAUCAACAUUCUACAUCAUUCCUUCCUUCACCUUCAAAUGGCAACUAUGACACAUACAUUGUUGGGGUGCAAGCAUUUUGUAUUGGGAAUUCUUGUAUCAAGGAAACCAACUUUAAAGCACUGGUUGAUACUGGGACAUCAUUUACUUUUCUUCCAGAAGAUGUGUACGAAAAAGUUUCUUUGGAGUUCGACAAGCGAGUGAAUGCUACAAAAACUAGUUUUGAUGGGUAUCCUUGGAAGUAUUGCUACAGAACCAGCUCUCAAGCGUCAGUCAAAAUUCCAUCAGUUACACUAGUGUUUCCUGCAAACAACAGCUUUGUGGUCUAUGAUCCUGUUUUUCCAGUUAAUAGCAAUGAGGGAGUUAUUGGAUUUUGUUUAGCCAUACAACAGGGAGAUGAGAUUGGAAUAAUCGGACAGAACUUCAUGACGGGAUACCGAAUGGUGUUUGAUAGGGAAGCUUUAAAGUUAGGCUGGUCAAGAUCAAAUUGUCAAGAUCUCAGUGAUGCCAAGGGCAUGAAUCUUACACCUCCCCCAAAGGGGACACCAGCAAAUCCAUUACCGACAAAUGAACAGCAGAGCAACCCUGGUGACAUUGCAGUUGCUCCAGCCGUUGCUGGACGAGCUCCCUCCAAACCCUCAGCUGCCUCAUCUCGGAUCACUCAAUGGCGGUUUUAUUUGUUGAGACUAUCACUGUUGCUUCUACAGUUUCAUAUUGUAUUGGACUGUCUGGUUGGGAGUUGUUUUUUCUAGAUGAGGACGUACGUUGUCUUUCAUGUAAUGUAAAUUAAGGUUUUGUUUCUUUCUUGCUCUUCGGUUUUCUUCCUUGUUCUCCCCCCCUCUUCUUUCUCAACCUGAAGAUGUUUAAUCCAAUGGCAUGAGUAGUUAUUUUAUUUUAAA